Molecule: messenger RNA, 687 nt
Organism: Plasmodium malariae
Lineage: Eukaryota; Apicomplexa; Aconoidasida; Haemosporida; Plasmodiidae
Product: conserved Plasmodium protein, unknown function
Exons: 1
Coding region: 1-687 (228 amino acids)
Source: RefSeq, a predicted model, not a curated record
AUGGAUAAUUUGCUGUAUUACGUCCUGUUGCAGAACAACAGCAUCCAACCUAUAAUUGUAAGACAACCAUCGGCUGUAAUUAUCCAUACUCAACCAAAACUACCUGUCACUUUGGACUUACCACCGCAGAAUAUUAUUUUAAAGAGUGAAGAUCCACAGCCUAUAAUAGUACGACAACAAAACCCGAAUAUCAUAAUUCAGAAACCUUACCACGAGUUUUACAAUAAUAACAGUGCUGUUAACAAUCACUGCAGUAGUGCUAACAAUCACUGCAGUAGUGCUAACAAUAGCUUCGGUAGUGCUAACAAUAGUUUCGCUAGUGCUAACAAUAGUUUCGCUAGUGCUAACAAUAGCUCCAAUGGUGCUAACAAUGGUAAUAUCAAUUUUUCGAUAACUGAAAAUGGUAAGUUAAAUGACCUCAGUGCUACUAUGUAUAAUACUAAUACAAUAGAACAGGCAGUUAAAGAGAAUAUAAACGGAAUAAAUACUAUUCAACAUAUUGCCCCAUUUGAUCCCUCAUACGUAUAUAACAAUCACAAUGGUAUAUAUGAAAAUAAAGCAGUACCUACCGACAGUGUGUAUUAUGGCAAUGUUACUCUAAAUAACGAAAAAGAUUACACACCUUACAAUACGAUUUUAUAUGAGAAAAAACAUGCUGACUAUGUUAAUAUCCCUUCGAAAUAUUAG